Messenger RNA from Penicillium samsonianum, 2315 nucleotides. RefSeq names its product MAP kinase kinase Ste7 (gene ste7). Gene Ontology annotation, biological process: protein phosphorylation. The coding region runs from base 202 to 1863 and encodes 553 amino acids. The transcript is spliced from 4 exons. Gene Ontology annotation, molecular function: ATP binding; protein kinase activity. Lineage: Eukaryota; Fungi; Ascomycota; Eurotiomycetes; Eurotiales; Aspergillaceae. The record is from RefSeq and is a predicted model, not a curated record.
CCGAAAGGCCCAAUCAGCGUCGCCAAGAACAUCGCAAGGUGAUAUCGACUUCCCCGCUGUUAGCUCGGGGUUCGUUCUGACCACUCUGAUCCCAUCGGUUUGGGUAACGCGGUCUUGAUAUCACUCAGGCGGCUGGGUUCUUCGUUUUCUUUCUUUCACAACUUUCCCCUUGUGCAACUCCAACCCCUCCAACCAAGCGCCAUGGCGGACCAGUUCCAGGCUCGGACGUUGAAACGCAAGAAUGUCAAAGGUCUUGCUCUCAAUGCAGCCCCUAAACCCACCUCCAAUGCUACCGAUGGCGAUGCACAGGCUCCUGGGUCUGUUGGGAAUAGCGAAGGCAACAACACAGAUACGCUCGAAAUCGGACUUGAGUUUCGCCUCGAUCUUCGCAGUGAAGACCUGGUCACAUUGAAGGAACUCGGCGCUGGAAAUGGAGGUACUGUUUCCAAGGUGAUGCACGCAUCCACGAAGGUGGUGAUGGCUCGAAAGAUUAUCCGUGUGGAGGCCAAAGAGAACGUGCGGAAACAGAUUCUACGAGAACUUCGAGUCGGACACGACUGCAACUGUCCCAAUAUUGUCACUUUCUAUGGUGCCUUCCAAAACGAAGCGAGAGAUAUUGUGCUAUGCAUGGAAUAUAUGGAUCUUGGAUCUCUCGACCGCGUUUCUAAAGAUUUCGGCCCUGUUCGAGUCGAUGUGCUAGGCAAGAUCACCGAGUCUGUCUUGGCUGGUCUUGUCUACUUAUACGAAGCCCACCGCAUCAUGCAUCGUGAUAUCAAGCCGUCCAAUAUCUUACUCAACUCCCGCGGUAACAUCAAGCUCUGCGACUUUGGUGUGGCUACCGAGACAGUUAACUCGAUUGCCGAUACAUUCGUUGGCACUUCCACAUACAUGGCUCCCGAGCGAAUUCAGGGAGGCGCCUAUACGGUCCGCUCCGACGUGUGGAGUGUGGGCUUGACGGUCAUGGAGCUGGCCGUUGGAAAGUUCCCUUUCGAUCACUCCGACUCUGCUGCCGGAAACCGUGCUAGCGCAGGGCCGAUGGGGAUCCUGGAUCUACUCCAGCAAAUUGUGCACGAAACAGCGCCCAAACUGCCCAAGAGUGAUGCCUUCCCGCCUAUCCUACAUGACUUUGUUGGGAAGUGUCUCUUAAAGAAAUCCGAGGAGCGUCCCACCCCACGAGAGCUUUAUGACAAAGAUGCCUUCUUGCAGGCCGCGAAGCGCACACCAGUCAACCUUGAAGGAUGGGCAACGAGCAUGAUGGACCAAGAAAAGCGCAAGUCCUACUUGGGACCACCAAUACCAACAUCACUCUCAAGAGAGGGCUCGACGCCAACCUCAAACUCGACCUCAUCUCCCGCCGCAGCUCCCACAUCAACCACUAUCGGGAAACCUCCCCUUGUCAGCAAGCCAACACGAACCCCACAGCAAUCACCAUUCCCAUCAAACCCAGUAUCAGGCGACAUCCCUCUAAAGAUCGCCAACGAGGUCCCAUCCAGCCACCGUUACUACCCCCAGUCCCAGCCCCAGCCCCAGCCUCAAUACUACUCAUCGUCCUCGUCCCGAGCCACGCGGUCUCCGCCACCCCCUUCUCUGGAGCACCUCUCGCUGGAAGCAAACGACGAGGGCAGCCGAUCCGGUCGUCGUGCGAUGCGUCAGCACCUCAACGAGCCCGUUUCUGCUGUCGAUGCCCCAUCUCGCCCAUUCAUGAGCCCCCGCUCCGCCAGCUCCAACAACUCCAAUCCCCGCACGAACCUGCACUCUACGACGAUGCCCAUCCGCACCGCGCCUCCGAACGGCCCGCCUCCCCCACCGCCUAUUUCAUCAGGCGGAAACUGGCGCAUCCAACCAGGAACUACGCCUCGGUAAUUUGGUGAUGAUCAGUUAAUGUACUCGGAUAUAUCUUGGUUCUAUUUUCUUUCUAUUGCCAUGCCUAUGUCCAGAUGAACGUGCAUAUACACAUGAAAUGCCGAUGUAAUACGAUUUCGGCUUUGAUGAUCGUGGACAUCUGCUAUUUCCUUGGCUGUGUUGUUCUGUCUGGUGUGUAUUCACGGCGCUCUUGGAACAAAAAAGAAGCCAAGGCAAGCUGCCCUAACAGCACUUAUUUUUUCUUCCAUUGAUCUAUGGGUAUCUCUCUCUCUUCUCUCUCUUUUUUUAUUUUCUCCUUUUUACUUCUCAUUCAAUGACUCUGCUUUGAUUGAAAUAUCUGGCAACGAACCCUAUUUUGUUCAUUUCUGACUCUAUCUUUUUAUCUGCUGGGAUGUUCUUCCUGCAUUACACGGCGUACAUAAAUAUGUGCAAUUUCAUACUCUUUCAAACUC